UAACCCAGCGGGUGCUGUAAACAGUACGUUGGCGGUUCACACCAGUUCAGAAGUAAGGUAUCUUAAAUUGCACUCGACAAUGUUGUGAAUACUUUAAAAUGCUUGAAGCCAUACUUGAUGCCUUCCAUAACGUGUAAAGUAAGAAGUUAGCCUGUGUUAAAAAGUGGUGAUCCCUGCAGAUUACCAAGGCAUCCAGUCUCCCAGCAAGUGCCAAGAGGCAUUCAUUCAAUGCUCCGCUGACACCAAUUUGCCCAAAGUUCACACAGCAAGAAGCCAAGGACCCACCGAGGCUGUCACUUGGAAGAGGUCAUUGUUGUUGCAUCCAGCAUCCCAGCCUGACUGCCUAGACAGGUCCCGCAGGUUGCUGAAUGGCAGAGGUGCAGGCUGCUCCACAGCAAGAUGUGAGACCAGUGUGGCAGAGUAUGAUGUGUACACAAUGAGGGACACACUGUAGCCAACCCAGUAGAUUACCCGUGCUGCAGUGCUGAUUGGGUCCUCACCUUGUUGUAGGAGAGCUGACAACAUGUACCAGCCAGCAGCAACUCCCAUGCUAACAGGCUUCUCCCCCGUGGGUAUGUAGCACCUCUGGAGUCGCUCGAUGAAGAAGAGGAUGCUGGCGAGGCCUGUCGUGUUAGCCGGGAUGCGCCGGUACAGAGCUGUGUCCGUUGGGGUUGUGUAGGCAAGCAUCUUCUUGGCAAGGUCCUCGUAGGUGGCCGCAAACAGUUUACGGCUGUGGGAUGAGAACUUGUCUUGUGAAUGUGACGUUGGGAGGAGGGAAGCACAGGGGAGGAGGAGGACGAGGAGGAAGAGAGUGAAGAGUCACAAGAGGAGGAGGAAGGUGGAAAGAAAGAGGAAGGAGAGGAGGAGGAGGAGGAGGAGGAGGAGGAAGAUGGAGAAGGAAAGGAGAAAGAUAAGAAGGAAGGCAAUGUAGAAUGGAGGCGUCCUUGGUUUAUGUUCAGUAAAGCCCCGUAUUCUUGUCAUGGCAAUGUAGAAUGGAGGCGUCCUUGGUUUAUGUUCAGUAAAGCCCUGUAUUCUUGUCAUGGCAAUGUAGAAUGGAGACGUCAUUGGUCACAUACUGUUCUAAUGUAUGUGCACUUGCCACGCUGUUCACCAGGCAAAAGGCGUUGCAGAAAGAGCGCGAGAUCACUGUGUUGUGGGAGAAGACAGAGUCCCUUAGUGGUCAGCUGGUGACGGUCCACAACCACAGCCACUUUGAAGAGAAUGGCCUGAGCCACGACCACCUUGCUCAAGAAAAUAUCACGUUGACAGAGCUGAUUAAACAACUAGAAGAUAAGCUCAAACUUUCAAAGAUAGAAAUAAAAAACAUCACAAGACAGAAUAGUGAGCUGCAUGCACUUAUCACAGAGUAUAAAGUCACUCCCUCAGAGGAAAAAGACAAGGAUGGCACGUCUUCAUGUGAGAACUCAGAAGCUAAAUGUACAGAUACCAAGGGGAAAUUGCUGGGUCAAGUGGCUACACUGACAUCUGAGGUUAGCAGGUUGGAGAGUGAGUGCAGCAGUCCUUCAGGUUCAGCUAGACUGUGAGAGGGAUAAGUAUAACAAACUGCUGGGAGAAUCUCUUGCUCAUGAAAAGUUGUCUGAAGAUGUCAUAACUGAACCAAAAGGAGAAACAACAGGAUUGGGAGGAACUGAGCUUUAACAGAAGCUGCAACAACUGCAGGAGGCUCACAGGUUCCUGGAGAGCAGGUUAACUUGCAGCAUGAAGGAGGUGGCUGAGCUGAGUGACAGGAAGUAGCAGCUUGAGCAUGCUGUAGUGCAUGAGGAGACAGAGUCCAUCGGUGACUACAUCACCAUCUACCAGUUGCAGCGAGGAGUGAUGAAGCAGCAAGCUCAAGAACGCGAGUUAGACCUUGCCAGCCUCCAUCAUGAAUGAGAGGAAAUGAAGCAAAACCACUCUGCAGGAUUUGAUAUCAAAGCUGGUGCAGGAAAAGGAAGCAGAUCAUGACCUUGAGCAGCUCGAGAAGAUAAGCAGCGUCCUUAAGAGUCCAGUUGCUAUCUUUAGCAACUGGAUAUCUGGAAUGAUAUGAAGCCAUAUGAGACAGGCAAGCACUAUGCUUUGCCUGACUGAUACCUCUACUUUGCAUUUAUGACCCCAGGUAGUUCAUCAGUCUCUCUCUCUCUCUCUCUCUCUCUCUCUCUCUCUCUCUCUCUCUCUCUCUCUCUCUCUCUCUCUCUCUCUCUCUCUCUCUCUCUCUCUCUCUCUCUCUCUCUCUCUCUCUCUCUCUCUCUCUCUCUCUCUCUCUCUCUCUCUCUCUCUCUCUCUCUCUCUCUCUCUCUCUCUCUCUCCCUCUCUCUCUCUCUCUCUCUCUCUCUCUCUCUCUCUCUCUCUCUCUCUCUCUCUCUCUCUCUCUCUCUCUCUCUCUCUCUCUCUCUCUCUCUCUCUCUCUCUCUCCCUCUCUCUCUCUCUCUGUUUGGAAUUAUACUGUAUAUUAGGAAAUAUCAUUAAAGAGUGUGUGUGUAAAAAGUGUUUGCAUUAUUGUGCAUUUGAUGUUAUAGCCCCAGGUUCUUUAAGAACCUGGGGCUAUAAC
Scylla paramamosain (green mud crab) is the source of this 2548-nucleotide messenger RNA. RefSeq lists its product as uncharacterized. NCBI's taxonomy places the organism in Eukaryota, Metazoa, Arthropoda, Malacostraca, Decapoda, Portunidae. The transcript has 9 exons. The record is from RefSeq and is a predicted model, not a curated record. Bases 1053 to 1544 code for a protein of 163 amino acids.